GAUCUUUUUCACGACAGCGAGUGUUCGCCUCUUCCGCUGACACGAGAGGAAGGCCUUCUCGAUAGAGCAGGCGUGGACAGCAAUGAUCGCGGGCACAGAGACUCCACCACUCUUCUCUCUCGAUGGAGACUACGUACCCUCUCCCCCAGCGUCAUCUAGCAAGCCAUCAGCGCGAUCACAAGCAGACGCGCCACAGAUCGCAGGAAAAGCCGGUCCUCUGCGAAUUGCCAUCAUCACAGAGAACUUCUUGCCCAAGGUCGACGGAGUAACGCGUACCCUAGCGCGAUUGCUCGAACACUUGCGCAACGAAGGCCAUGAAGCUAUCGUCCUAGGACCCGAGAGCGGCCUGACGCAUUACGCCGGUCAUGAAGUAUGCGGCACGCGCGGAGUUCCUCUGCUCAUCUACCCAGGCCUCAAGCUCAACUUCUUCCGCCCACUGUUCGUCCGACGUCUGCUCGAGUUCAAGCCGGACGUGAUACACUGUGUCGAUCCGAUCUUCCUCGGUGCUCAAACAUUGCCUGCUGUCGAGCAAUUCCUGCCCGAAGUCGGCCUCGUCAGCUCUUACCAUACCAAUCUCGCAAUGUAUGCGUCAAUGUUCGGCUUCUCGUGGCUCACUUCGACAAUGUGGAAGCUCAAGCGAACGCUUCACGGAAAAUGUGCUAUCACGUUCUGUCCGAGUCCGUCGACUGCUCGCAUGCUAGCGACGCAUGACUUCCAGAAUCUGCGCAUCUGGUCUCGCGGCGUCGACAACACCCUCUUCAGCCCUGCACAACGCAGCGACGAAUUGCGAGCAUCCUGGGGCGUCAAGCAGCGCGAUCUGUCUGCAAAUGACGAGUUUGCACUUCCGCCGCCUUACCUCGCAGAUGGGCUCGCUGACGCUGGCAUCGACCGCGAAAGUGUCGUUAUACUCUACGUCGGCCGACUCUCGUGGGAGAAGAACCUCCGCCUCCUUGUAGAAGCAUUCAAGACGAUCGUAGAGUCUGCGAGCGAUGCGAUGCCUCACUGCAAGCUUGUCUUCGUUGGCGAUGGACCCGCUCGAAGUGACAUGGCGGCGCUCUGCAAGCAGUACGGUCUCGAUGCGCACUUCACAGGCCACAAGUCCGGCGCAGCCCUGUCCGCAUGCUUUGCAUCUGCCGACAUCUUCGCAUUUCCCUCCGCUUCAGAGACCUUUGGGCAAGUCGUCCUGGAAGCGCUCUCAUCUGGCCUGCCUGUCGUCGGUCUGCAAGCCGAAGGCGUCUGCGAUCUCGUCACGCACGGCUCAACAGGCCUUCUGCUCGAUCUCAACCGUCUCGUGCCGAACGACGCAGAAUCGAUUGCGAAAUAUCGUCCUCAGCGCUCGCCCAUCUUACCACCCUAUGAUGCAAAAGCCGCUCAGACUUUCCAGACACUCGACAUACCAAACAAUGUGCAUGAGCUGCUCGACGCAAACAGCGCGACAUUCCCGACAGCUGUUCAGCUCUAUGCCGGGCUUAUCCAAGACCUUGUCGCUUCUCGUCCCCGACGUCAGGCUAUGUCUCGCGCAGCACUAGAGGCCGCAAGCAAGCAUACAUGGUGGGAAGCAAUGGACAAGAUCGUGCAAGGCUAUCGACAAGUCGCAUUCGCUGCACAGCAAAGGCAAUGGGAGAAGGUCCUCGAAGAGUCUUUCCUCGCGGCCAUGGCAGAGGAUGAGCCAAAGCAGACCAGCAAGGCUCUCAAAAAGCUUUUCAGCCCGACUGGGCUGAGCGCAAAGGUCGCGAUUGCCAGCGGGUCCAGCCCUCGUCAGGUCUCGAAAGUCUUUCGACUCGGUCAGACAGUUCAGCGUCAGCGCGUUCGGCAAGCGUCAAAGACCGACGAUGACGACCUUACGUGGACACAACGCAAGCCGAUCUUGUCUGCUAUCAAGCGCAUACAACAGCGUCAUGCUCUCAAAGCUGGCACGGCUAUGUCGACAGACAGUAAUUUAGCAGCGAUCGAGGGCAACGCGGCGUUUGCUGAUGAGCUCCUCGCUAUGCGCGCACCGACUCGUCAGCGUGUUCUGUAUGCGAUGCGCUCGAACCUUCUGGCUCGCCUGCUCGUGAUGAUCCUCACUCUGCACACAGUAUGGACAUGGGCAUCCUCAGGCGGUGCAGGUCCUCUUUCACUCGUGUAA
This is a messenger RNA of Mixia osmundae IAM 14324, 2128 nucleotides long. RefSeq names its product glycosyltransferase family 4 protein. The record is from RefSeq and is a predicted model, not a curated record. Bases 83 to 2128 code for a protein of 681 amino acids. Gene Ontology annotation, molecular function: glycosyltransferase activity. The transcript is spliced from 6 exons. NCBI's taxonomy places the organism in Eukaryota, Fungi, Basidiomycota, Mixiomycetes, Mixiales, Mixiaceae.